AUGAACACUGAAUGGGACGAUGAAGAAGACGACCCAACGUAUAAAGGAGAAAGCACAGUGUUCAGCAGAUUACACCCAGAACAUGAGGCAUACAAGCCUCACAAGCGCGCAGGCUACAACCCAAAAGCAGAGCAUGAUUAUACCUUUAGCUAUCGUCCAGACGACAUGGCUGAAAAUUCAAAAUUUAUCAAAGAGAUUGCCACAGCCGCUAUCGACAAAACGAAACUGCCACACAACAUGGGUAAAUACAACGGCUUGACAGAUCCCGACGAUCAUCUCCAAGUUUUUAAUGGCGCAGGAGCAACAGGUGGAUGGAAUUUACCAACGUGGUGCCAUUUCUUCGCUCAAACCUUCGUCGGCGCAGCGCGCGUUUGGUUUGACAGCCUACCAACAGGAAGGAUCAAGUCAUGGAUCGACUUUCGAGACAAGUUACUCGCGCACUUCUCCCAGCAGCGAAGACACACCAGAGAUCCGGCUGAUUGCUUAAACAUAUGGAGAAAGGACCACGAAAGUGUGGAGGAUUUCAUAACCAGAUACAACAAAGGAUGUCUGGAAAUUGGAGAUGUAGGUGAGAAGAUGAUGCGUGCGCAUUUCAUGAGGGCAGUAAAAUGUGACGAUCUAAUCAAACGGUUAAAAGGAAGGGACGGAGGACCCAAAGAUUGGGAAUCCUUCAUUGAGGCGGCAAAAACCAUUGCGCAAACUGACAAACAGUUGAUCGGUGACGAUAACCGUCAACGCGGGUACAACCAUAACGAUCGCCACAACAAGAAAGACAAAGGCCAAUCAUGGAGAAAAUCCGCACACAGAGAUAGAAGCCCAGUAAAAGAGGACGCGCGCCAUACAAUCAAUCAGAUCGCCCACCGAAAAGAAGUCAAAAGGGAAAACAGAGAAAAACAGUGGAUGCCUCUAACGAAGACCCCUUCAGAGGUCUUGUCAACUGAGAACCACCAGUUCAAAUCACCUAUCCAAAUGCGAAACAAGAGAGGUCAAGACCCAAAUCUUUUCUGCAAAUUUCUUAAAGACACAGGCCACUUAACCGACGACAUCUUCAGCCUAAAGCAGGAGAUCAAAAGGGCUUUAAGAGAUGGAAAGCUCACCCAUCUGGUAAAAUGUGAAAAGCACGACUACCGCCAGAUUCAAAGAAGAGAAGAAGGGCUAGACAACAAAAAACUAUGGAAACUAGAAACCCACAUGGUUCAAGGGGGUCCACGAAGGCCAAGAAAGAAUUACAGCAAGCGCACACAAGAUGACUCAUGGCGUGAAAGACAAGUUGUCUUCCCUGUUGUAAGAGGUGGUCCAAGAGAAAAGAGACCCAUCGUCAUCUCUGGGGUAAUCGGUCAUUAUCAAACCGACUACAUCCUCAUCGACCCAGGGAGCACCGCGGACAUUAUAUAUGAACAAUGUUUCAAUCAAUUUGACCAAGAAGACAAGGCGCGCUUGCAACCAGUUGAUUACCCACUAACUGGUUUUUGCAACGAAGCCGUUUUUCCUCUUGGUCAAAUAUCAUUCCCGGUGCUACUUCCAGACGGAAGGAAUUCAAGAACUAAAGAGGUCAUGUUCAUGGUACAACCAGCACACUCAAGACACAAUAUUCUCCUAGGAAGAGAAUCCUAA
Messenger RNA from Helianthus annuus (common sunflower), 1614 nucleotides. RefSeq lists its product as uncharacterized. The record is from RefSeq and is a predicted model, not a curated record. The coding region runs from base 1 to 1614 and encodes 537 amino acids. The transcript has a single exon. NCBI's taxonomy places the organism in Eukaryota, Viridiplantae, Streptophyta, Magnoliopsida, Asterales, Asteraceae.